CUCAUUUCCCUCCCAAAUCCAUCUUCCUCUGGAAGCCACCACUCUGUAUCUUAUAUCUCUGGAAGCCACCACUCGACUCUACUCUCCGUCUCUCCCUCUCUUUUGCCGUCUGACUAGUCUCCGACUUUGAUAUGGUCAUCGCCGUUGCACACGACGACGUUAGGGUUUGAAGAUGGGAGACCGCAUCCACGAGUCUUCUAUGCAUGUUCGAUGGGUUCGUGACGUUGUUCUUGCGUAUCUCACGAUUCGGUGGGUGCUUUUUUAGGAUGAAGGAAUCUGCAUGCAAUUUUGUGGGUCGCUAUUGGAUGCGACGAUGCGGUGUUGUCGCAUGCUCUGAUUGCCAUGGCGAAGAGGAACUUCAAUGCGGUCGUCGUGUUGUCUUCCGACGAAGAGGAUGAAGGUGCGGGUGCACGAGUUCACCGUAAAGCGAAGUCGGAGCCGAGGAGGAACGAAGCUCGCAAGAAAUCAAGGGGCUUGAGGAGAGAUUCGGUGCCGUGUGGUCGACUUCUUGCGGGAUCUAACAAGAUUGAAGAGGAUUUUGCAAAUUUUUUCCCCUCAGAUCUCUGUGAAGAUCUUCUUCAGUUUACUUCCAAACCUGUUAAAAGUAAAGCUGGAUCAGGUACUGGUGACAGUGGCUGCAACGGUUUGUGGGUUGAAAAAUACAGGCCAAACUCAAUAACCGAGCUUGUGGUCCAUCAUAAGAAGGUUGAUGAAGUGAAGUUGUGGCUAGAAGAAAGAUUAAUAAGCCCAAAGAAAAGAUAUGGUGACAACGUUCUUGUUAUUACUGGUCCAGCGGGCAUCGGAAAAUCGGCUACAGUUUAUGUUGUUGCAUCCGACCUUGGAGCAGAAGUUUGUGAAUGGAAAACACCAACUCCUACCGUCUGGCAAGAAUAUAGCCAUUCUUUUAAGUCGGGCCUGCAGUACAGGUCUAAGUUGGACGAGUUUGAGGCCUUUGUGGAUGGGAUACAGAAGUAUCCAUUGCUACCAUCUGCGUCUGAUGGAGUUCCAAAAACACCUGUGAUGCUGUUAAUUGAUGAUCUUCCUUUGACUAGCAGAAGGGAUUCUUGUGGAAGGCUCUGUAAAUGUUUGCAGUGGCUUGCACAGUCAGCUCAAUAUCCAACAAUUGUAUCAAUUACAGAAUGUGGUAAAUCUGAAGCUGGUUGUACCACAUAUUAUGGGGAAGAAGUAGUAUCAUAUCUUGAGAAGUUCGGAGUUCCGAAGGUGGCUUUUAAUCCCAUCACAGUAAAUUCUAUCAAGAGGGUACUUGCUAAAAUAUGCAAAGAAGAGGAGCUGAGUAUGUCCCCUGGAUGGAUAGAUCAUAUAGCUAGAGGAAGUGGGGGUGAUAUAAGACAUGCGAUAAUGUCCUUGCAAUAUUACUCUCUGAGAGUAGAUCUUAUGCUUUCCUCGCCGUUGUCCAACCUGGUUAUCUCAACUCCAAAGUCUGAAGCUAGUAAAUCUGGACGCCGCUUUUCAAAUCCAACAAUCAGAUAUGAUUUUAAUGAAGGCUUCAUCCCAUUGGCAGUGGGCAGAGAUGAAACAUUGACUCUAUUUCAUGGUCUGGGGAAGUUUUUGCACAACAAAAGAGAUCCAAUAGCUGCUGUAGAAAAUGAUGGUUGCUUUCCUUUGCGCAAAGAGUUGGUGAGGCUUCCUCUGAAAAUGGAUUCUCCUGAGAAUAUCUUUUUACAGGCACAUGGUGAAGCAAGGCAGGUUCUUGAAUUUCUCCAUGAGAAUGUGCUGGAUUUCAUAUGUGAUGAAGCAGUUGACGAUGCAUUUACAGUGGCCUCUUAUUUUAGUGAAGCCGAUGGGCUUGUUGCAACUUCUUUGUCGUCAUCUAGAACGGCCAUGUUGGAUCGCUAUGAUGCAAGAAGCCUUUCACAGUUUCUGGCUGCAUCCGUUGCCACACGUGGAGUGCUGUUUGGUAAUUCACGGCCUUCAAGCUCCAGAUGGCAUUCAAUACGCAGCCCAAAGCUAUGGCAGGUUGAGCAAUCAUUCCAGCAGCGAAAGAAGGAAAUUCUUGAAAAAAGGUUAGAGAUUUGUAGCAACUUCACUUCAUCUAGCUUCUCUAUCUUUGCUGCUGAGUUCAACCCCAGUUUGAGAUGGCUGGAACAUCGAGUUGCUAUGAGCGCUGAAGCUGGAGAGCCUCCUGUGCAGUUACUGGGUAAGGCUGAAUCUGGUUGGACUCAUUCUGGUAGAAAUUUUUUUUCCAGCAGGCAUGCUAGUUCUGACUUUCCCAACGAAGAGUUGGGAGAAAGUGAAGAUGAGAUAGAAGACUGGUGACUCUCUCUCUCUCGUAGCUAAAUCACUUACAAUUUUGUUAUAUAGAGAUAAGAUCAAAAAAUUGUAUAGCCCCUCGUAAAAGAUUAUUCAUGUAAACGCUAAAAUUUUAUUCAUAAAGUAAGCCACUCGUUCGGUGCA
This is a messenger RNA of Nymphaea colorata (pocket water lily), 2415 nucleotides long. Its product is annotated as cell cycle checkpoint protein RAD17. The transcript is spliced from 12 exons. Gene Ontology annotation, molecular function: chromatin binding. Gene Ontology annotation, biological process: DNA repair; mitotic DNA replication checkpoint signaling; DNA damage checkpoint signaling. Lineage: Eukaryota; Viridiplantae; Streptophyta; Magnoliopsida; Nymphaeales; Nymphaeaceae. The record is from RefSeq and is a predicted model, not a curated record. The coding region runs from base 343 to 2277 and encodes 644 amino acids.